AUGGUGGGCAGGCGGAUGAUAUACGCAAGCACGCUCUUACUAGCUGUCAUUUUCAUUAUUCCCUGCGCCGUAGCUCCUAAUAUUGGAACCCUUAUCGUCUGCAGAGCUAUUGACGGAAUCGCGUUCAGUGCUCCCAUGACGCUAGUGGGUGGUACUUUGGCCGAUCUUUGGAAAAAUGAAGAACGAGGCGUUCCGAUGGCAGCGUUCUCAGCCAGUCCAUUUAUUGGGCCUGCCAUUGGACCUCUGGCUGGUGGUUAUCUUGCCGACGCUACGAACUGGAAGUGGCUUUACUGGUUGCAGUUAAUCCUGGCCUUCGUUGCUUGGGUGCUGAUCACCUUCACUGUUCCAGAGACGUAUGCACCAACUCUUCUCAAGAGGAGAGCGAAGAAAUUGAGAAAACAAGAGGACGAUCCUAGCUACGUGACGGAAACGGAGCUAGAUUCUCGACCUAUGGGCGAGAAGUUGCGGGUGUUCCUCUUCCGCCCAUUCCAGCUUCUGUUCCUAGAACCCAUAGUUCUGUUCAUUGCACUUUACAUGUCGGUCCUAUACGGUUUGCUGUACAUGUUCUUUGUUGCGUACCCUGUGGUAUAUCAAUCCGGGAAAGGAUGGAGUGCCGGCUCGACCGGUCUUAUGUUCAUCCCACUUGCCAUUGGCGUGCUAAUGAGUGCAGCUUGCUCGCCUUUUGUCAACAAGCAUUAUCUGUCUCUCUAUGCUAAGUACGGAGGAAAGCCCCCUGCUGAAGCUCGAUUGAUUCCGAUGAUGUUUUCUUGUUGGCUUAUCCCCAUUGGACUGUUCAUUUUUGCUUGGACCUCAUAUCCCACUGUCCACUGGAUUGGACCUGCCAUUGGAGGCUGGCCAGUCGGAUUUGGAUUUAUCUUCUUAUAUAAUUCGGCUAAUAACUAUCUUGUGGAUACGUACCAGCACCAGGCCGCAUCUGCGCUUGCCGCUAAGACAUUCCUUCGCUCAAUGUGGGGUGCAUCUACUGUACUUUUUACUGAGCAGAUGUAUGAUCGUCUUGGGUACCAGUGGGCAAGCUCAUUGCUUGCUUUCAUUGCGCUGGCUUGCUGCGCAAUUCCGUACGUCUUCUACUUCAAAGGAGCGUCCAUUCGGCGGUUCUCGCGUUAUGCCUUCAGUGACGACGAAGAGAAUGGCGAGAAAAGUUAA
Aspergillus luchuensis is the source of this 1164-nucleotide messenger RNA. RefSeq names its product MFS transporter. Gene Ontology annotation, biological process: transmembrane transport. Gene Ontology annotation, molecular function: transmembrane transporter activity. Lineage: Eukaryota; Fungi; Ascomycota; Eurotiomycetes; Eurotiales; Aspergillaceae. The coding region runs from base 1 to 1164 and encodes 387 amino acids. The transcript has 3 exons. The record is from RefSeq and is a predicted model, not a curated record.